Messenger RNA from Symbiodinium necroappetens, 345 nucleotides. The record is from the annotation of a GenBank genome assembly. Lineage: Eukaryota; Dinophyceae; Suessiales; Symbiodiniaceae.
GUCUAUGCGGAGCCUCAAUUCCUGUACCAAGCCCCCGACAUCGCCCUCUUCGACAAGAUCUCGGGAACCACGACCUUCUACGACUCGGCCUGCGGAGUCCCUCUCUUCAAGGCACCGGUGAACAGGAGCAUGGCCGAUUUCAAGGCCGACACAGAUGAGCAUGGCUGGCCUUCGUUUCGUAAGGAGGAGGUGUUCUCUGAGCAUGUGUCGGUUGACAAGAAUGGCUUCGUUUAUUCCUCUUGCGGCACGCAUUUGGGAAGCUACUUGCCCGACAGCGCCGGGCCGAGGUAUUGCAUGGACCUAUCCUGCAUCGCAGGCAAUCCGGUCGAGCAGAUCAUGGUUUGA